AUGGUGCUGCUCCGGCGCCGGAACUGGACUUCAACCCUUGGGUCAGCCUGCUUAACGCUGCUAGCGUACGCGGUGCUGGUCUAUUGGACUCGACCGGGCUUUAUGGAGCAACACUACUACUCGAAGCAGCGCUUAUGGGCGCAGUUCCUGGCGUCCUGCGACUGUGACGGCGAAACAUGUGUGCCACUGGUUCUGGAUCCGGAUUCUGCCGCUGGUCAGCGAGUGGAGCCGGACGCGUCCAUGCUGUGCAAGCUAGACAGCGCCAGGGAGGCGGAGGAGCGGGGCCGGGAGCGGGAUAUGCCGCAGGCGACACAAGCUGGGAAUACGACACAGCAGCAGCAGCAGCAGCAGCGGGAGGCUGGCGGUGAUGGCGGUGGUGACGGAGGCAACACCGCGGCCAAUAACAGCAAGGCGAGCGGUGGCGGCGGCGGCGACGGCGGCAGCGAACGACGGCGACGUAGAGGUACCGCAGAGGGACCCGAGGGCGAGUCCGCCGUACGGCCGUUUGUGUGUUCGUUGUACGACACGCGGGGUGCGGCGCCGCUGCUGCGACUUUUGCGGCCUGGGAAGCGAAGGACAGGGUCGGCGGCGCCGCAGUCGCCGCCGGUGCCAUUGCCGCAGCCGCCGCCAGCACCGCCGCCGCCACAGGGAGGUGGAGGCUCACCGUGGGGUGGUGUACCGGAGGCGCCACCGCCGCCUCCGCCGUCGAUCCCGCCGGAGGCGGAGGGGACAGCCUACGGCGAUCCCCCCGGCGUUGGCGGCGGCGGGAAAGACGGGGAGUGCGGCCCCGCUGGCGGCGACGGAACGAACGGCGGAAGCUGUCCGGCGCCGCCGGAGUGGGCAGCAGAGCCAGGUACGGAAGCUGCCGUUAAGCCGCCUCCGCCGCCUCCGCCGGCAGCGCCGGCAGAUAAGGACGAGGACGGUGGCGGUGGCGGUGGCGGCGGUGGCGGCGGCAGCGCCCAUGGAGUCUCUGGCGACGGCGGCUACCCGGGCGGCGGCGGCGGCAGCGGGGGCGGCGGCGGCGGCGGCGGCUUCAAAGGCCGGCGAGGGGCCAACAGCAGCAGCAGUAGUGGCGGCGGUGGUUUCUGUCGUAAUUCGAUCUACGUACGGCCACCGCGCCAGGCCGAGGUUUCGGAGCAUGUACGGGAAGUGGAGGCCAGUCCUCUUGGUCUGCCUCCCCUGGAGCUGCUGAGGGUGGCCCUUCCGAAGGCCGCUGAGCUAGCGGGCUGGCUGGUGUUGCCGUACGUGAUGAUGGGGCGGUACGUCCUGCUGCUGGCGCCGGCGCCGGCGGCGCCUUCCGGGUACGACAACAGCGACGGUGGAGCGUACGACGAACGGCUGCCGGCGCUGAGCGUUGGGCUGCAGCUCAUGCUGGUUGCGGGUGCGCUGUUGACCAUAUUUGAGCUGCAGCUGUGGGUGCGGGUGGUUUCGGAGCUGCUGUCUCUACACCGGCCAGGACGUUCUUGGGGUCGGCGGCGGGAGGCGGCGUGGCGGGUGGUGUACGAAGGCAUGUUACAGCCGCUCCGGGAGGCCCUACUGUCCUGGAACAUCACCCAUUUCCUGGGGCGACCUGUACUGCAACUGGUGCUGUCCGUACCCUCCCUGGACGUGGCUCUCAUGCUGCCCAUCCUGUACUGCGUGGUGAUGCUGGGGGCAGCCAACUGCGACGUGGCGACCAGGGCCACACCGGCAUUGCUGAGGGUCGCCCGACGUGUACGACACCACGAGGGCGGAUUCCACCUGCUGCUGCUCCAUGUCGUCAUGGCGGCGGAGCCCAAAGCACUGCCGUACAUUGUACGACUGAUGCACUGCUUCAGCGUCAUGGACACUGUGGGCAACGCCGGGCGCGCCGCCGUGGUGGCGGCGAUGUUGGAGGAAGCCCCCGGGCUGGCGGCGGCGCUGGCGGCGGCGUUGCAACAGCAGCAGCAGCAGCAGCAGCAACAGCAACAACAUGAGGUUGGCGGCGGCGGGGGAGAUGGGGAUGGCGGAGACGAGUUGGCGGCGGCGAUGCGUGCGCGUGUGGCGGCGGCGGUGGGCGGGGAUCGCGGCGCGCAUCACCGUCGCGACGGCGCCGGCGGUGGCGGCGUGGAUGGGGACCUGUACGACAGCGAGGAUGAGGAUGAGGACGAGGAUGACGAGGCGGAGGGUGUGCGCGGGGAGGGUCGGCCCGUGGUGCUUAGGUGGCCGGCGCCUUUGCAGCUCCCCUCGGAGUCCCACGACUGGGACGACGUGCCCCGGGGUUUCACGUGCGCCAUCACGCAGCAGCUCAUGACCCAACCCGCCAUGUUGGUGUCCCCCGAGCUGCCGUCGGCGCCCACGUACGAACGAGCUGCGAUACAGCAGUGGCUGGCGGGGCAGAUGCGCGACCCCAAGUCCAACACCCCACUCCGCUGCUACAGCUUGCUGCCUAAUGAGGAUCUCCAUCGAGCCAUAGACGACUGGGUGAGUCACCGGCUACGGGCUGCGCAGCGUACGGCAGCUCGAAGGUCCGAAGGACGAGCCAGCAGGCGGCGUCGGCGAGGACCCGCAGGUCUUGCGGAUAAUGACGGCGGGCUUGGCGGUGAUGCUGCCGUGGCGGCGGCGGCGGCAGCCGCUGGCGGCGUCCACGCGGCUGCUGGCGUUGACGUCGGCGACGAUUCCGCGUCGCGUUCCGGUGACGAUACCGAGUCGUACACUAGGUCUGGCGGCAGCAGCGGCGGCGCGCGAUCGACGUCGGUUCUGGCCUCCUUGGCGCAAGGUGCUUCCAGCCUGAUGGACACCGGCGUGGAGGUGAUGAGCCGGGCGGUGGCGGCGGCGGCGGCGGCGGUUGCCGUCGCUGCUGCAACAACGGCCGGCGGCGGCGGCAGUGGCCAUGCACCGCCGCCGGGAAAGUACACCAUUGGAGACGAGAUUCCUCCUGGCGAGGGGCAGCACGAGGCGCAGGAACAACGUGCCCCUGAAGGGUACGGGGAGCUUCAGGGAGGGCCGGGGGAACAGCGAGGAGGAGGAGGGAGCGGCGGGGGUAGCAGAGGGCCGUGA
Messenger RNA from Volvox carteri f. nagariensis, 3018 nucleotides. RefSeq lists its product as uncharacterized. Lineage: Eukaryota; Viridiplantae; Chlorophyta; Chlorophyceae; Chlamydomonadales; Volvocaceae. The transcript is spliced from 10 exons. Bases 1 to 3018 code for a protein of 1005 amino acids. The record is from RefSeq and is a predicted model, not a curated record. Gene Ontology annotation, molecular function: ubiquitin-protein transferase activity. Gene Ontology annotation, biological process: protein ubiquitination.